This is a messenger RNA of Trichophyton verrucosum HKI 0517, 1818 nucleotides long. RefSeq lists its product as uncharacterized. The transcript is spliced from 2 exons. Gene Ontology annotation, molecular function: damaged DNA binding; DNA-directed DNA polymerase activity. The record is from RefSeq and is a predicted model, not a curated record. The coding region runs from base 1 to 1818 and encodes 605 amino acids. Gene Ontology annotation, cellular component: nucleus. NCBI's taxonomy places the organism in Eukaryota, Fungi, Ascomycota, Eurotiomycetes, Onygenales, Arthrodermataceae. Gene Ontology annotation, biological process: error-prone translesion synthesis.
AUGUCCACAAAUUCGGAAUCGAAAGCCAAAGGGGGGAUACAGACGAAUGGUGAAGAUAAGGCAACGGAGGGCAGCGAGCACGAUGACACCCUGAAAUACCAGCUGCUCGGGCCGUCUCUGACCAAGGCAGGCCAGGAUAAGGUAGACCAGCAAAAAGUAUCGGAGAUUAUAUACAACGCCUCGAAGGGGUCGAAAUUCUUCAACCACGAAAGGGCUCGGGAUCAACUAUUAACAGAAAAGAUUCAGAAGAUAUUAGCACACAAGGAAAAACUGGAGAAACAAGACCUGUCCCACAGCAUCCGCCUGGCCGAUGAAUAUAUCGCGGACCUUGAGUUACGCCGUGAUUUGUCGCAGUCCAUCGUGCAUAUUGAUUGUGAUGCUUUCUUUGCUGCUGUGGAAGAGCUAGACCGGCCCGAGUUGCGGGAUGUGCCUAUGGCUGUCGGUAAAGGCGUCUUGACGACCUGCAACUACCAUGCUAGAAAGUUUGGGUGUCGGAGUGGCAUGGCCAGCUUUGUGGCCAAGAAGCUGUGCCCCGAGUUGAUCUGCAUACCCCAGAAUUACGAGAAAUACACCGCAAAGGCCCGAGAGAUUCGAGCAAUUUUGGCUAACUAUGAUCCGGAAUUUGAGAGCGCUAGUGUUGAUGAAGCGUAUCUUAAUAUUACCCAAUAUUGUGCAGCUAAUAAUGUUGACCCUCAGGCGGCUGUACAGCAGUUACGCGGUGAAGUUUUCGCCCAAACAGGGGUAACAGUGUCCGCCGGGAUUGCAGCCAAUGCCAAAAUCGCAAAGAUAUCAUCCAAUUGGAAUAAACCGAAUGGUCAAUUCUAUGUACCAAGCGAGCGGGCUGCAAUCAUGGAAUUUAUGACCAAAAUUCCAGUUCGCAAAGUAAACGGUGUUGGUCGAGUAUUCGAGCGUGAACUCGGUGCAAUAGGAAUAACAACAUGUGGUGACAUUUAUCAGUAUCGUGGUAUGCUGAGUCAACUCUUCGGACAAAAGGCAUUCUGUUUCCUGAUGCAGUGUUAUUUGGGUCUCGGGAGAACCCGAAUCCAGCCCGCAGGCACAUUCCCGAGGAAAAGCAUUGGAACAGAACACACCUUCGCAGAUUUGAGUGAUUUCCACGAACUGCAGGAGAAACUGAGGUGGACGGCGUCUGCGCUUGAGAAAGACUUACGAGCCGCAGAAACAAAAGGCCGUACUCUGGUGUUGAAAGUAAAGCUUCACACAUUUGAAGUGCUCUCCCGGCAGACUGUGGCUCCCAAACCGCUCCUGGUGGCUGAUGAUCUCUACAAAUAUUCUCUACCGUUGCUGACGAAAUUGCACAAGGAACGGCCGCAGAUGAAAAUCCGUCUAAUGGGCCUUCGUUGUGCAAAUCUGGUCAGCACUAAGAAGGGCACGUUUAACUUCUUUAACAGGAGCGAUUCUGGACAGACAGUAGCCCCUAGAUCAGAGGCUAGCAACGAAGCCAUCUCAUCAACGGAGGAGGAAUUCGAAGCUGCAGCCUCCCAGGAGCGGAUGGAUGACAUGGAGUGCCUGGAAAGCCUCAGCCAAGAACUGGAAUCAAGUCACAAAACACGGCAAGCCGCCCAAGAGGAGCCGAAGACAGUCAAGCUGGACAAAUGGCCCUGUCCGAUAUGCUCGUUCCCACAGCCUCCCGACCAUGCACAAUUCAACCAGCAUGUUGACUAUUGCCUCUCGCGGGAGACCAUCAAGGAGGCCGUUCGGGGCACACUGGGGCCCGAGGACAGUCCGUCCCUGCAGGUAAACAAGAGGAAGGCUGCUGCCCUUGAGCCCGGCGCUCGCAAACGCCCGUUUUUCAACUAG